Molecule: messenger RNA, 1914 nt
Organism: Sinocyclocheilus grahami
Lineage: Eukaryota; Metazoa; Chordata; Actinopteri; Cypriniformes; Cyprinidae
Product: 5-beta-cholestane-3-alpha,7-alpha-diol 12-alpha-hydroxylase-like
Exons: 1
Coding region: 18-1550 (510 amino acids)
Molecular function (GO): sterol 12-alpha-hydroxylase activity; iron ion binding; heme binding
Source: RefSeq, a predicted model, not a curated record
AACGCCGAAAGAGGAACAUGGGCAACCUCCUCCAAAUCCUGCUUGCUCUAUUCAUCUCUGUCAUAGGUGCCCUCUACCUUCUGGGGUCAUUUCGCCGCAGACGAGCUGGAGAACCCCCUCUAGACAGGGGCCCUAUUCCCUGGUUUGGCCAUGUGCUGGAAUUCAGGAAGGACACGGCCAAAUUCCUGCAGAGGAUGAAGGAAAAACAUGGAGAUAUUUUCACAGUGCAGCUGGGAGGCUUUUAUUUCCAUUUUAUCACAGAUCCACUCUCUUUUGGUUCUGUGGUCAAAGAGGCCAGAACAAAGCUGGACUUCAGUAAAUUUGCAGAACAACUGGUUGCAAGAGUAUUCGGCUAUCAUUCCAUGGAAAGCGAACACAAGGUUCUCCAGGCAUCAAGUACCAAACAUCUCAUGGGAGACGGUCUGGUUGUCAUGACCCAGGCCAUGAUGUCCAAUCUUCAGAAUCUGAUGCUCCACAGUGUUGGAUCUGGAGAUGACAAGCAAUGGCAAGAAACCGGACUCUUUGCGUACAGCUACAAUAUUGUGUUUCGCGCUGGCUAUCUGGCUCUGUUUGGUAACGAGUCGGUCAAAUGUACAGGAACUUUGCAGAAAGCUAAGGAAAUUGACCGGCAGCAUUCGGACGAACUUUUCAAGGAAUUCAGAAAAUAUGACCAGUUAUUCCCGAAUCUGGCUUAUGGUGUCCUGGGACCUAGUGAGAAGAUGGAGGCCGAGCGUUUGAAAAGGCUUUUCUGGAGCACGCUUUCAGUAGAGAAGAUGAGAUCCAGAGACAACAUCAGUGGCUGGGUCAGUGACCAGCAACAGGUGAGAGACGAACAGGGCAUGCAGGAGUUCAUGCAGGAUCGAUUCAUGUUUCUGCUUCUGUGGGCCUCUCAGGGAAACACGGGUCCUGCGGCGUUCUGGCUGCUCUUGUAUCUGAUGAAGCACCCUGAUGCAAUGAACGCCAUUACGAAAGAAGUCGAGGAGAUUCUCAGAGAAACGGGGCAGGAGGUAAAACGAGGCGGGCCGCUGAUUGACCUGACUAGGGAUAUUCUCCUUAAAACUCCCAUCCUAGACAGCGCAGUCGAGGAGACCCUCCGUCUGACAGCUGCCCCGGUCCUUACGAGAGCUGUUUUGCAGGAUAUGACCAUCAACAUGGCCAGCGGACAAGAGUACAAGAUCCGUAAGGGCGACAGAGUGGCGGUUUUCCCCUACAUAGCCGUUCAGGUGGACCCAGAAGUUUACCCAGAUCCCUACACCUUCAAGUACGACCGUUUUCUCACGCCAGAUGGAAGCAAAAAGACCGAUUUCUACAAGGGUGGAAAGAAACUCAAGUACUACAACAUGCCUUGGGGAGCAGGAACCACUAUGUGUCCGGGAAGAUUCUUCGCCACAAAUGAGCUGAAGCAGUUUGUCUUUCUCAUGUUGUCCUACUUUGACUUUGAGUUGAAAAAUCCCAAUGAAGAGAUUCCAGGUAUUGAUAUCAGACGAUGGGGCUUUGGCUCCAUGCAGCCAACUAAAGACGUCCAGUUUAGAUACAGACUUAGAUUUUAAAACGUUUCAUGUUAAUAUUAUUAUAUGAUCACAUUCACUAAAGCUUCAACAGUACUUAUUAUUAGGCAAUAUUCCUUAAUGAAAGCUGGCUUUAAAACGGACUUGCUCACAUUUCAUGUGCAUUAUGUUGUUUAUCUCACAAUCUGAAUGUCUCAAAAUUUCAGUGAGCUUGCAUUUACUCUGUGUUGCAUAACCAAAGACUGUAUCUAUGCAAAGAACAGAAGUCAUACAGCAUACAUAAGAACAAGAUACUUAUAAAAAAAACAGUAAUUUUGUGCAUAAUAAAUAGAUAUUUUAUAAAAAAAAAAUAUAUAAACACACUGUGCUGAUUGCGUAUGUGCUAUUUAAGAGAAAAACAAGAGAA